AUGAGUUGUAUGAAUUAUGCGCAGCGUCUGUCGAAAAAUGAAAACAAAGGGCCGUUGGGGGAAAAGGAAUAUUUUGAAGAUUCUGAGGAAGAAAAAAGGAAAAUUAAAAAACUGAUAGAAAAAAUAAAAACCAGUGAGCACAUCGUCGUUCAUGCUGGUGCCGGCAUAUCCACCAGCUCGGGGCUACAAGAUUUUAGGGGCCCCACUGGAAUAUGGACAAACGAGUUCCUGAGAGACGCGAGUCACAGGAGGAAGAGGCAGUUCGAGAAGCGAUGCAAGAGGGGGGAGGACGUGAGCGAGGUUAAGGAGGAAGCAAAGUCCAAGAAGGAGACCCAGGAUGUAAGCACCCCUCAUGCAAAUGAUAGCCCAAAUACGAAGACGAAGAAGAUACGAAAAAGCUUACAAGUAAAAUGCGAACUGUCGGAUGACCCCGGCCAACACAGCUCCGUUAACAGAACGCAGGAAUGUGCAUUCAAUUUUGUCAAAAUAGAAAGACCUGAAAGCGUGUAUGAAGGUGACACGGUUGAAUCCCACGCAGGGAGAGCGGACAAUUGCCCAGAGUAUAACGCCAGGGACACAAAAUUAGCCCAAGAACAGAAUCAAAGUUACGCAGGCUUUCAAGGAAAGGAAUAUUUAAAUGGUUACAACCGGGAAGCAUAUGCCCAGGUAGACACAAGGUCGAUCCAUACUAAGGGGGAUAAUCAUUCUGUGAAUGAAAAGGAGACAAGUAAAAAUUCCGACAUGACACUCGUGAGAAGCACAAUGAUAAAGGAAGAACAAGGAGGGGAAGAAAGCGUCCAUGUGUGUGUAAAAAAAGAAAAUGCAGGUGCUACAUAUGAGCGAGACUCCACAAGCUUCUACCCAAGCGGUAGCAAUAAAGAUGGAGAUAAACCUGGUGGGGAGGAGGCAGAUGGAGAUGCUAGGGAGGCAACACAAAAUCCCCUUUCAAACGAACACUACGUCAUAUUUGGAAAGAGAAAAAAAAAAGUCAUGGACCUGCACCUUGCCCUGCCAACCAAAACGCACAUCAUGAUAAAGGAGCUAAUGAACAGGAAUAUUAUAAAAUUUUUGAUCACGCAAAAUAUAGAUUCACUACACUAUAGGUGUGGCACUAAAUUUUCGAAAAUGUCAGAAAUACAUGGAAAUAUAUUCAUUGAAAGGUGCGAUUUUUGUGGUAGAAGAUAUUUGAGAGAUUUUGUUAUAUCAACGAUUAGCUUUCAACCCACCGGAGCCUUGUGCUUUUUGUGUUCCUUCCCCCCGAUAGGUGUAUGCACAGAUGUUGUGUUAGACUGGAAUAAUGCAUACGAAGAUUUCUUCCACUUAAAGUCGAUUAGACAUUCUCAGAUGGCUGAUUUUCACUUCUGUCUGGGGUCCAGUUUUUACAUUGUCCCUGCUAGCUAUUAUCCAUCCAAAAAAAAAUUUGCAAAUGAAAAAUCCUUCAGCUGCUUAAUUAAUUAUCAGAAGUCUUCCCUCUCUAAGGAAGUGGAUUUAAGUUUGCAUUCUAAUGUGAAUAACAUUUCCGGUAUAAUCAUUAAAGAAUUUUCUCUCGAACCUCUAUGCAUUAGAAGCGCAUUGAUUAUCGUCGUCAGGUGUCAAGUAAUCCACUUUGAUUUAAUGUUUGACAAAUUGAUCACAUUGAAUAAUGUCGUACAAAAUGACGACUGUGUAGGUGUACCCAAGGGAGAAACCUCUAGCGACCUGUCAUUACGGAUUGUCAAAACGGAUGAGCAGGAUUCCGCGGAGGGUGAGGCGUGUAAUAGGCAAAAAACGCACCUCGAUAAGGAGAAAAAUUACUCAUCAUAUGAUGGAGUUAAGCAAUUAAAGGAGGAUAGAAACCCGUCCACACAUUUCUACACACAUGGAAAUUAUUCUGAUGGUGGUGGACAAAACACCCAUAGUGACAAAAACCCAUUUAAGCAACAACUCUUUCUAAUCAAAUGCUCGAUGAUUAAAAAUGUAAGCAACAACGAACCAGUUGAUGAGGCGCACAAAUUAGGAGUAGCAUGCAUAGAUAAAACCAAAGGCAUUUGGCUAGUGAGGACAAAUUUUUCCUGCAUAUUAGAAAUCGAAUUAUGGUACAACUCCUUCGUUUUGCUAAAAUUAAAUUAUGAUGAAAACUGCCCGUGCGUGGAGCUAAAUGCAUGGAGUGUGAACGUGGCCUAUACCUAUGGUGACGACAUUGAUGACGUGGACUAUGUGAACAGAGGUGCUUCUAAGGGUAAAAAUUUCGAUUUGCAAAAAAAUAAGUAUGUGGAUAGAACAACUCACCGCAUGAGAAGUACCGAAAAUGGUGCAAACAUAAAAGAAAAAUUGAGCAGCGAUGCUGACCAGGGGGAGGGCAGCUUCUCAAACAAGCAUCCCAACCAUAAUGAAUGUCAUGAUGCACGGCAGCCGUUGCCCAUUUCAGAAAUAUUGCCAGAACAUGUAUAUGUGGGUUACAACCCAAACAAUAUCAAACCGCACUCUGGGGUUGAACAGCUAGCCAUUUUGGCCAAUGCAAGUAAGCUCUCCAAGCAUAGCAGCUACGCGCGCUUCGAGCUUCCCAACGCGCUUAAAUUGCUAUACAAUUUGUUCUGCCUCGUAAACAAGUCGGACAGGGCAAGCGACAUAGAAAAAGUGAAGCAGGAUGAACACGUGAAAAAGGAAGAAACACCCAGUAGAGACACAAUGGCGACGUUCGUAAAAAACCUCCAUUCACCAGAAAAUGUCAAUUUAUACACAACCGAUUUUGUAAAAACCUUUACAAAGAAGGAGAACAUGACGUACAAGAGCCAUUACACCUUCAGGGAGAGGAAAAAGAAAGACUUAAGUGACUUUAAUUUGUGCUCCUCUUCUGAUGAAAACAAGGAAAAAAAAAUGUUCGUUUUUUAUAACCUAUAUAUGAACGAAAGCAAUGAUGUAUAUAAUGUUGCAGUUGGCAGGGAUAUAAUGAGUAAACACUUUUUAGAUUCUUCUCUACAUAAUAGUGGCUCUCCAGAAAGUAGCUCACAAGGGCACGUUGGCGAUUCCCCAAGAAGGAAAGAAACGCAUGAAGCGAACCAAUGCAAUGACAACAAUUCUGCAAGAAGCACCAGCAAAAUUGAAAGUGAUCCUUUAUACGAGAUUCACCAUGUAAAAAUGGCACCCUCACAAAAUGGGAAAAAUUGUGAUGAAUACGAAAACGUGGAUGAGGACAGCUAUCGCCAAGACAGAUUCUCACUCAGUCAAGGGAGUGAACCCAUCUUGACUAUUAACCAGAAAGAAAAGUUGGAAAUGCCUCCGGCGGAGAAGGUUACGAAUAAUUAUAACACUGCUGUGAAGGAACAGUCAAGCAACGAUUCGAAUACAAAUGGCUUUAAAGAGGGAGACACGAAAUCAGAUAGAGACAGCGCUGGUCACUUACAAGAAGAGGAAAUUCACGCAAGCACCACAAAAAAAAAGCCAAAUCAUUUUAACCACCGUUCUUCGGAAUUAUUGUUCUACCCAGUUCUGCUUAUAAAUAACAAACACCAACUUGGGGAAUUGGUGUCCAAAAUACCCAAGUAUAUAAAACCCGAGAAGAAGUACACUCCUUACAAGAAGCUCAGCAGGGAUAAAGAAAACUCCAAUACUCUUCAGAGAUGUAGAAGUGAAAUUUGGAAAGGAAAAUACAACGAGAUGGUUUGCGAUAUGGAGAAAGAGCACGCUAUCGAUUUUGUUCUCUUUCGGGAGGUCUGCUACUUCCCUCUGUGGCUUUUGAAUUAUGUAAACGACUUGUUCGAAUGCUUGUGA
Molecule: messenger RNA, 3750 nt
Organism: Plasmodium fragile
Lineage: Eukaryota; Apicomplexa; Aconoidasida; Haemosporida; Plasmodiidae
Exons: 1
Coding region: 1-3750 (1249 amino acids)
Molecular function (GO): NAD+ binding
Source: RefSeq, a predicted model, not a curated record